AUGGGUGCAUCUGAAACUAAAUCAAAAUUCGAGCAUGGAAAUAUAAUUCUACAGACAGCUAAAAGCUAUUAUGUUCCUGGCGAAGAAGUGCAAGGGAACAUUUAUCUCUCCCUCGAUCAGUCCUUCCCAGGUACUCUGCUUGAGCUCUUAGCCAAAGGGAAAGAAGAAGUUAAGUUUGAAGAUGAGAGAAGUUGUUGAGGUAAUAAUUAUUACACCAAAGAUUUUUCUGAAAAACGUAAGAUUUUCAAGUUCAGAGAAACGAUCCACAACUUUGAGGGAGAUUCUAUCCCGACUGGACAGUACUGUUUUCCUUUUAAGUUGCUUUUGCCUGAAGGUAUCCCCUCUAGUUGUCUUUAUCAGAUAGAUGAUUUUUCUCAAACUCAGGGAAAAGUAAAAUAUAAAAUAUCAGCAAUUUUAACUUGAAAUGAAGAUGAAAUGAAGGAUAUGACAUUUAAGCAAACUCUUGUAGUAAGACAACAACCAGAAAUUGUUGGAACCAACUCUAAAGCUACUUGUGAUGCAGAAGUCAAUACUUGUUGCUGCUUUUGCUCCCAAGGAUACGCUCGAAUGAAGGCUGAGACAGAAAGAACUGAUUAUCGUCCAGACCAAACUGUAAAAAUAGUGACUCACAUUAAGAACAAAUGUAAGAGGGAUAUUAAAAAGGUCAAAGUUCAGCUUAUUCAGAGAAUUGAGAUGAAUGCUCUUGAAAAAUAACAGACAUGUAUUUGACUAUAUGGAAGCAUUUGAGAGAGAUCCAUUUGGAACUGAUGGACAAAGAAGAGUUUAUAUUUUAUAUAAAUAAAGUGUUACUUAGUAAGGAAUAUGAGGGAAUACUAAAGGGAGAAGAAUCUAAUGCAGGCCAACAACAUUUGCUACUCCCUUUAAAGGAGAAAGAGGAAAUGUAUGAUGAAGAUGACCUUAUUAUGAGGAAGGGAAUCCAGCCUACUUCAAUUGGGAAAUUGAUGUCGAUUAAUUAUGAAUUAAAGAUCAUACCAGAUUAUGGAAUAAAAUGUGGAUGUUGUUUGCCAGAAAUAAGUAUAGAUUUAUUCAUAUCUCCUCCUCAACUACCAAGCUAUCAAGUCUUAGAAGGACCUGUUGAUUGGGAGCCUGAAGUAUUCGAGACUAAAACAUUUUGUGACCCAAUUCCUCUCUACGAAGAAGAGCAAGAAAGUUCAUAAAAUCCCCAAAAAUCUUAUCUAACAAAUCUAAAAGCCAAUAAGUACACUUAAAUUCU
Messenger RNA from Moneuplotes crassus, 1234 nucleotides. The record is from the annotation of a GenBank genome assembly. NCBI's taxonomy places the organism in Eukaryota, Ciliophora, Spirotrichea, Euplotida, Euplotidae.